UGCAAUAUUGUUUAAUAGGCUACAGUUUAUAGCACCCUGAUAAUAGGCAUGAGGCCACAAAGUGCUGUUCAUGAACAAAAUAUAGAAUCGAAUCCCAAUGUUUGUUUGAAUCUUUCAUCUGCCCCUGCUGAACCUGGACUACAAUCAACACCACGACCUGCAACAGCUGGAUUGCUGACAUCAAGAUCAAAUGUUUCAACACAUUCAACUUCACAAUUGAGAUCUGCCGGAAGUGCUCAUACAGAUGGAUUGUCGUACUUUGAUAAUUUUAAUAAAAAUGAACUGAGAGAAUUGAUAGCCGAGAGCAGAGCAAGCUGGUUAUUAUCAUCUGACUUUCGUGGCCAGGCUGGAUUGCCAUUUGGUUUAAUUUCAAAUAUGAAUUUAAGUCAUACUGAGCAUCUUACUCUGCUUUUUCCAAAACCAAAAGAUGUUGAAGACUUGGAAUACCGAGAACUUCAUCAAAUUGUUCGUGAACUCACUACUGGUAUAUUUGCCAUGAGCCAAAUGCCAUGUUUAUCCUUAGAACCAAGUUUUGACUUUAGCUCAUCAUGCCAAAUGCCAAUGGCAUAUAAAGAUACCAGGGUUGGACAAAUACUUCUUGAUGUUGAUUAUGCAAUGAAGUCAUUAUGGCAUGGAGUUACUGUUCCUAAAAGCAAGAGGUUGAAGUUAUCUGAAAAAUGGAGAACUUUACUAGAUAUUAAUUCUGCUACUGGUGAAAUGAAUAAGGAAAAAAACCCAUACACCGAAUUUUCAAAUGCUGGGCAAGAAGAUAUGAACGAAAAUCCAUGUUAUCAAAAUAUUUAUCAGGAAUUAAACAAUAUUGAUCCCAAUGAUGCAACUGCUACCAAUGAGAACAUGUUUGUAAAUAAAUAUUUAGAAUUUGUUCGUUGUGUGAUGUCAAUGCAUAUGUCAAGUGCAAGAUGUUGUUCAAGUGAAAAUGUUGUGGUUUGCAAUAUUGACUACGACAUUUCAACCGCUGUUUCUCUUUAUGAUGAUGAUCACAUUCCUCCAGCAGACACGCAGCGACUGAGGCGAAGAUUAAGACAUCAUAUAAAAGUAAUAGAGAAAGGAUUGCUUGCUGAUCCUUCUACGAGACGAAAUAUUGCUUUGUUGAAAUUUAUUGCUGCAACUUCUAUUGUGUUAGUUGCAUUACGCAAAAGACUUAUGAAGGUACCAAAAACUGAUUCACUACUUCAUCCUCUUCAAUGUGAUGAUUUACGAACUGAAUCUGAAUUUCCUCCAUUUGCUUUUAACUUGAAUAAAAGUAAUCCAUGCCGUACCUUCACAGUUGAUAAAGAUGGAAAUUCAAAAUUAUUAACGCAUAUGCAUGGAGAAUUACAAUUUGAUAGUGAUACUGCAGCUGUUAAAGAAAUAAAAGAUGAACAAUGGUGCAACAUCACUCAUAAAGAAUCUGUUGAACAUUUACAAACUAUUUUAAACAACCAAUUGAAACUUGAAUAUGAUGUACCGGUUACGCUAUUCGAGAAUACAAAGCAUUAUGUAAUAAACAUUCCGCUGACAACCUAUUACCCCACAAGCCCUCCAAUACCACAAUGGCUCCAUGCCAGAUAUCAGCAGCUUAGCAGUUUAUGUUCUAAAAAAUUGAUCAUGAAUGAUAUACAGCUUGCAGAAUUGCUAAAACAAGUUUUUGGAUUUAGAAAGGCACUUGCUCACAAGAGCAUUGAGGCAAAAAUGCGAUUGUGUGCUUGUAGGGGUUUGGUUGCUGCCUUUGUUACAUUGAUGAAAAAAGUUGCAAGCACAUGUCUUUUUGCACCAGAUGUUCAGGGUAUGACUCUAUUGCAUUAUUGUUGCGCUCAUAACAAAUCUUCAAUCUUAAGUGUUCUGCUUAACCAAAAACCAAAUCUGAACACAAGAAGAACCGAAGUCAAUCAACAAACAACUCAACCAGAAGAUAAAACUAAGCUGCUAUUGACUGAAAGAUCAGGAGUGACUGCAUUGCACAUAAGUGCAAGAUGUGGAUCACUUACUUGUGUCAAUGCUCUCCUUGAUAGUCGUGCCAACCCAAUGUUAACCGACAGUAAAGGUUGGUCGGCAGUUCAUCACGCAGCAGCAUUUGAUCAAACAGCAAUCUUACGAUGUAUAUUAAGAAGAUAUCCAAGUUUGCUUGAGCAACCAGCAACAGGAGGAGAUAAUUCUACACCACUUCUUGUUGCUGCAUCAUAUGGUUCACUAAAUGCACUGAAGUUUUUAAUUAAACUUGGUGCUUCAUUGAUGGCUAGCGAUAUUUCAGGAAAUGGACUUAUUCAAAGAGUUAUCCUUAACUUUCAUAGUGAUGUCCUUCUUUACUGUAUUGAGCUAACCCAGGAUGGCUCAAUGUUAGAAAACAACACAGAAAAUAUUUUUAAAGUCUGGGAUGUUAUGAUUGACAUGUUAAAAUCUUCCAUUAUUGAACAAAAUGCUGCUCUUCGAUGCAUGGAAAUUAUUCUUCACCAAUGUCCACUGUACUGGAAGGAACUUCAAUUGGCUGGCGUAAUACCUCCACUGGUUGCUGUAUUAUCAAGCCCAACAAAAAUACCAAUAUCCUCUCUACAUGGUGGAUCAUCAUCACUGCAAUCCCUUGCAUGUUCAGUAAUCUGCUUAAUGAGCGAACAUAAAGUGGUACAAGAAGAAAUUUGUAAUAAUAAAGCAAUUCCUGUACUUGUUUCACUGUUGAAAACUCCCAAGUCAACUAGUCAUACCGCAAUAAAAGGGGAAGAAUUAAUUAAUCAAAGAUACGAAUUGCAAUCUCGUUCUUCCGUUGUACUCUGUGAUCUUGCGCAGUUAGAUAACAUCGCUGCAAGGAUAUCUGAUUGUGGUGGUAUUCCACCUCUUGUUGAUCUUCUACAAACGGAUGUUGUUGAUGUAGUGGUAAACUCUAUUUUGGCAAUAGCUGCACUUUGUAGGGGUGACAUAUCCGAAUGUGGUGAAAUACAAAAUCAAAUAGUAAAAUACGGAGCUGCUUUGUUAUUGGUUGGGUUUCUUACUGUUCGAAAUGAUGCUUUGCAAAUAUCCGCAUCAGAUGCCAUUGCUGCUCUCUGUAAAGGCAACAACAACAUUCAAAAUAAGUUUGUUGAACUGGGCGUACUUCCAUGUUUGGUGACCAUUGUAAAAGGACACUGUAUUCCUGCACAAAUGAAAUCUGCACUUGCAAUAGAUUGCAUUACCCAUGAAAAUCCUCAUGCUCAGUACACUGCAAACUUGGAAAAAGCUCCUCAUGCUUUAUGUAGAUUAUUUCAUAUAUGGUCAGAUUCUGUGAAGGAAUGCGGUGCAAACGCCUUAUGGUCUUUAGCUGGAUGCCAUCUACAAAAUCAAAAAGAAAUUUCUCUUUUAAUCGGGACAAAACAAUUGAUUGAAAUGUUGAUCAGUAAAUCUGAAACUCUCCAAUAUCUAGGGUGUCUUGGAGUAGGUGCAAUUAGCAAAAAGAGCAAAAGUGGUCAGAUCAUGUUGGCAAAUGAUGGAACCAUUCCUCCAUUGGUGCGUCUUCUAAGACGUGAUUGUACUUCAAGGAAAGUUGUAAUGGCUGCAAUGAUGGCUAUAAAUAAUUUGUGUGUAGGAAUUGCUUGUUUAAACAAUACAAGAUUACAAGAACUCCUUGCUGAAGAAAAUUUAAUUGAUCUUCUUAUAGACAAAAUAUGGCAAACUUCUCAAGAUGAAACUAUACAAGUUGAUCUUUUGUUUUGUCUGGCUUCUGUUGUCACUGGUUGCACUAAUAACGAAGUCAUUUUAAAUAAAAAUGGAGGUUUUGGAUUCGAAAUUUUGCUGGAACUACUGCAUUCCCCACACUUGGAAGUUCAACACAAAGUAAUGUCGGCAUUGGCAACUUUUUCUUUUAAUCGUAUUUAUCAACAACAAAAAAUACUGAAGUGUGGGGGAAUACCUUUCUAUAUAUUUAAUGCUUUACUUGAAUCUCACAAUAUUGCCAUAAAAUCAGCUGCUGCGUUUCAGUUGGUUAUUCUUGCAAGAGUGGUAACUAUGACUACUGUGGUUGAUGCAUCUGCAAAAGGAAUUAUUGAAUUAGUGAAACUCCUGGACAGUGAUGAUGAUAAUGUAACUAUUUUGGCAGCUGAGUACAUUGCAAGUCUAGCACACACUAGAGCUGGAGUUCCUGAUGCAAUUGUUCAAUUGGGAACAGUUCCGAAACUUGUAAAAAAACUUAAAUCAGCAAACCAACAAUUACGACAAGCUGCAUCACAAGCACUAGGUUAUUUGUCAUUCAAUCGAACUGCAAGUAGAGAACUUAUGGCAGCAUGUAGAGGGACUGAUGGUGUAUAUGACUCCUUGAUCAAUAAUAUUGGACCAGAUGGGGUUGUGGCUGAUGAAUUUGUCGCAGAGUUUAAAUGCCAAUCUGCAAUUGGUCUUCCUAUACUGAAAGCCCACAAACAUCCUGCAUAAAUCAAAAUAUGCAGGAGUGUACGAAGUGAUUGUAAAUAGGCCAAAUAUUUCUUAGCAAAGGUUCUUUAAUUUUAUUGCAAUCGUAGAGUUGGUUUUUCUAAAAAACCAAGGUGGUCAAUUUAUAGUAGCAAUCUAUAUAUUUCAAGCGUUGAUGAGGCAUAACUGGUCAGAAACACACAGUUUUUGAGCCAAAGGCUCUUUUAAAGUCGGACCAAACAUAAUGACAACCCGUCGUCGUGAUAUAUUCAGACCUACCGGUACAAAUCUAUCAAUCAAAUAUAUCAAGAUCCGGUUAAAAACGUCCGAGACAAAAUGUUACUAAACACAUUUGCAAAAUGUGUUUAGUAAAUGCCCAAAAUCUUUUCAAAGAAAACAUUUGAUGAUGAACGAAAAUAAAUGUUAACGAUAUUAUUCGUGAUCCGACGAAGACUGUGGUUAGGUUGUAAUAUUCGGUGUGGCACGAUUACAACAUUUUUUUAAUGGCUAUAAAAGCAUAUUAAUAAAUUGUUGUGCUUUGUCUUAUUUACAUAUAUUUCUAUUAAUAAAGUCCUUUAUAAAUUGAAAUUAACAAUGAUUUUAAACUGUCCUAUCCUAUGUGUUUUCCAACUUGUAAAAUUACAUUGUGCGGAUCUGUGGCACAGACCAAAACACAUCUGACCAAUUAACAAUUCAUUGAACGAUAUAAUUAUAAACAUGGCUGGUGAACAACCGAGCAGCAAAUUGACUCCGCAAGAUCCAGUAUUAGAUGUGUUAAGAUGACAUGGGCAUGCCUUUUCUACUCGCUGAUUUGGGUCAGAUAGACCUUAAGAACCAUCACAUACCGGAGAUGGCAGCCCAGUAAGCCUUCUUUCUCGAUGUAUAUCACAUGGGGCCAAUAGAUUGUAAAAAGAUACAUUAUCACAGGAACAGACUGUGGUAGUAGUUUACCGCUACCUCAUCUUGAUAACAUUCCGGCGCUUUUAUUCCUGCUGCCCGAGCCGAGUAAUUAACCACUUUGUUGUGUCAUGUUGUGCGCACAGUCACCAGUUAGUUUAGUUGGUACUGCAGUAUAGUUAUGUUGUUUAUCUUUUCAUCGUUUUAGUUUGUUAAACCCAAAUAUAACAAGUUACUUAAUCACACAGACUAAACUGACUUUAUGCAAAACCUGGUCAACAGAGCAACUAGACACACCAUGACAAACACACACAGAACUUCUGUGUUAAAAGUUCUAUUUACAAAAACAUGUUUUCUCCUUCCCGAAGAAUUCCUUGUGGAAAAGUUACAAAUAUUCACACUCGCAGUUCAAUCAUUUACUAAUAUAAUGUAUAUUUUCAUAAUAUUAAUUCUGAAUAACUUGCAAACACGAUGUUAAGCUUGACAGAAUAAAGGUAACAGGCAACAUAAGUUCUACUGAAAAAAAUUCUGUAUUGUAUAGAUUAAACCAAUAUAUAAAGUUUAGUAAGGACACCAAUUCAUGCAAGAUAACACAAUAUUGUACACUGUUAAAAUAAGACUUUCAAUUAACCAGAACGAUGCAUUAAUAAUAACAUAGCGCUGAAUCAACUUGUUGAUUGGAUUUAUAAAAACAUUGUAUACCCGGAUAAUAAACCACCAGCUUAUUAAAUAUUUUUAACGUAACAAAGUGAACUGGCUUUUUCUCAAAUACGGAAUUAU
Messenger RNA from Ciona intestinalis (vase tunicate), 6045 nucleotides. Its product is annotated as ankyrin and armadillo repeat-containing protein. Lineage: Eukaryota; Metazoa; Chordata; Ascidiacea; Phlebobranchia; Cionidae. The record is from RefSeq and is a predicted model, not a curated record. Gene Ontology annotation, molecular function: protein binding.